GUAACAAAUCGAAAUCUUGACCAUUUCCAUUUCUGAAUGACAUCUUUUUCUUAAGAUUUUUUUUUUAGGGAAACGGCAUCAAAGGCAAGCGUCUGACUAGUCGGAAGAACAAGACUUAAUUUAAACGGCAUAUACUUUACUUGGAAAGUUAUCGAAAAUCACUCGUUACGCUCACUGGGUUUUGGACUGUCUUAUAGCCUGUGAUGGAGACCAAAAUUUCAACCAAGCGGGGCCAAGGUCUCAAUCAAACGAUUGCAUAUGAAGUUGAACAAAACCUCUUGCUGGGUGUUUGCAUGAUCAUCUUUGCAUUUGUGACUAUCAUGGUGAACUCUGUAGCCGCCUACUACUUGCUUGUCUUCAAGAAAGCCUCGAAAUUCAACCAGAAGCAAUACAACAACUUCCUGAUGGGCUUGCAAGCAGUCACGGGAAUUUUCCUGGCGCUCACUGGUUACAACUGGUCGGCGGUUGCCCAUUUGACGGGUGAAUGGCCGGUAGGCGGUGUCGGUUGUUUCUUAGGCACGUUUUGUUUGCUGUUCUUUGGAACUAUGACUGUGAUGAUAACUCUGGUGAUGUCCGCUGAAAGGUUCAUCGCCAUGUGCUGUCCGUUCUACUACCAACAACUGAUAGACUUUCGCAAAAUCACGGCAGCAGUUGGUUACACCGUGGUACAUUCGGCCAUACUCGCUAGUCUUCCUCUGACGUUGAAUAGUGUCGAACUCACAAAGCAGCCCAUAGCUGUGUGUUUAUACUCGCUUACGUCGCACAGCUUCAGCGAAACAGUCGUGGUGCACGCAUUUGUUUGUAAUUUCUCGCUCUCCAUCAUUUUGAUGCUUAUCAUGAACGUAUCAGUCUUGAAAGCUUUAAGGAAAAUGAACCGGCCUGUAGGUGUGGGGGUGAUCAGAGCUCAAUUUGCCGGAGAUCGAGAGUCCAUCAUCCUGUCCAACCUUACAGGACUUAUGGCUUUGUCGUAUUCCUUGUGUUGGCUGCCAAUUGUGGUAAGAAAUUAUAUAAAAUAACUUGGGGAAAGUGGAGGGUGGGGGGUGAAGGGCAGUCCCCUUUUUCUUCCGAUCAAAUCCAGGAUUCACACAAUCUCCUUUUACAAACGUCGCUUGCCAUAUACUGUUUUAUUAUUUAGAAUUGUAAAAAUUUCGGUACAGUAUAGUAUUUCUACACAACGCCUUGUAGAGGCGCGGUGACUUAAUGGUUAGUGCGCUUGUUCCAGGAUCGAGCGGUCCGGGUUCGAGCCCUGGCCGGGUACAUUGUGUUGUGUUCUUGGACAAGAGACAUAACUCUACCCAGAAGUAUAAAUGGGUACCGGUAAAUUGUUGGGGACACCUAAUAAAUUGCCGGGGAGUGACGUGCGAUGGACUAACAUCCAGUCCAGGGGGAGUAGAAAUACUUCUAGCCGCUUCAUGCUACAGAAACCGGGAUAAGCUCCGGCAGCUAUGAGGUAGUCGGCUCGAAACCUUCACUUUUACUUCUACACAACAGUAAUUAUGGAACAAGGCACCUGGGGGAGGUGGAGGGUAGAUUUUUUUCUGCACGAACCCUUGACUAACAUGAUGAGCUGCAGUGACGUAAACUGCUGCAUGGUACAAGCUGCCAUUGCUUUGUUUUGUAUGUUUAAUUUAAUCAUUGAAUCAAUAUCUCAUUUAUCAUAAGAUAAACUGAUCCGUGAUUAAAAAAGCGCUGUGAUUGGUUCCAUGACUGUUCUUAAUCAGUCCACUAAAAUAACGCGCCCACGAAUUAGUUUAACACUAGACGACCUGUAACAGUUUCUCACUUAACUACCAGGUUUCUAUUCAGAAUUGAGUCCUGGUAGGGUCUCUGAAUACGUACAUUUCUGUAAGUAUAACGGGCUGGUGCUAAUCUCCUGUUUAAGUAAAUGAAAAGACUAGGAGUUUUUCUAUUCUCUCUAGAUGGGAUGUAGACUUGACCACAAGUCGAGCUGCGAAAGCAGAGAUCGGACAGAGAAAGAUGUCUCGACGCUUGAAAGUGUUAAGAGCGCGGGGUGGGGGUGGGGUAAUUAAGGAACGACUACCUUAAACCGCGAACCUGGUCGCGCCAAGGACUUUGAGAAAGUCAAGCGGGAGAAGAGUGCUAAACCAUGCAGGGUUAUUUCCCUAGCUCUUAUUUGACGAUAACCAUUAACACCGGGGUAGGGAGAAGCAUUGCGAGAAGUUAAGCUAGCGCUCCAACUAUUACGCCACCGUGUUUCCCGAUGAAAAACGUAUCUAUCGAUUUCUAAUUUUCUCCAGGUCCGAGUGAUGCUCAUUUAUCACGCACACUUCAACAGUAUUUACUUCGACUUACUGGCGUUUUCAUUGUCCACCGCUGACCCAUUUGUACAUCCAGUCACUUGCCUACUGGUGAGCCAGCGAUAUCGACAGGGCUACAAGGCUGCCAUGAAAAACAUCCUGUCCAUAUUAGGCAAGUGGACAAGUGGUUCCGUGUGCGCUUCGAAAGUGCAUGCGCAUUCAACUCACUCUCUUAGCAGUAGUGUCAGUCAGUCGGACAGUCACAGCAGAAAUCUUGGCAGCUGGAACCAUUCAAUCAAAAUCAACGGAAGAAGCGUGAUAAGGAACACCACUACAAGAAACUUUCUUCAACUUGAAGUAAUCGUUGAAGCUGUAGAAACGCAAGAUUAGCGUGCAUAGUCACCUUCUAUGUACCACUUUGCGAAUUUUCUCCUCUAAAAGGUCCAUCAGGGCGUGGAAUAUCACGUGACUCGUUGAAAAGAGCACUUAGUAAUUUCUUUUUGCAGUUUAAUUCUGAUAAUUCAAGUAGAGUUCGCCGAACAGGAGUCUGCAAUGCUAUGGACACCACAGAGACACAACGAAUAAGAGCCAGAGUCCUGAAGAAACGUCUUUUCGAUGACUUCUUGCGCGUGAAAGUACUGACUACUGACGAAAUGCAAAAUCGCGUCUUUCAAAAACUCUGAACAAUAACUUUCACUACAGACAGAUGGGUUAUUACCGUAAAGGUAGAAUACAAGGUACAUAUAUUUUUUGGGUGUUAUUGGCCAUGUAUCACGAUCAUGCCAUAAUUCUGCUUUAAUACAAGAGAGACGACUAAUUGACGCCAGUUUUCCAUGCAUCUGUCCUGUUAUUGAUCAUGAAUUUCGUCAUGAC
Molecule: messenger RNA, 3131 nt
Organism: Orbicella faveolata
Lineage: Eukaryota; Metazoa; Cnidaria; Anthozoa; Scleractinia; Merulinidae
Product: prostaglandin E2 receptor EP4 subtype-like
Biological process (GO): positive regulation of cytosolic calcium ion concentration; adenylate cyclase-activating G protein-coupled receptor signaling pathway; inflammatory response
Cellular component (GO): plasma membrane
Molecular function (GO): G protein-coupled receptor activity
Source: RefSeq, a predicted model, not a curated record